This is a messenger RNA of Alternaria atra, 1863 nucleotides long. RefSeq lists its product as uncharacterized. Gene Ontology annotation, biological process: protein deubiquitination. NCBI's taxonomy places the organism in Eukaryota, Fungi, Ascomycota, Dothideomycetes, Pleosporales, Pleosporaceae. Gene Ontology annotation, molecular function: cysteine-type endopeptidase activity; cysteine-type deubiquitinase activity. Gene Ontology annotation, cellular component: cytosol; nucleus. The transcript has a single exon. The coding region runs from base 1 to 1863 and encodes 620 amino acids. The record is from RefSeq and is a predicted model, not a curated record.
AUGCCUGAGAAGCCCCUCACAAUUGCAACCUACGCCGCAGGAGCCUCUCUCGCUGCCAUUACCCUGGUCUAUGUCUUUGGCCCGACGUACUUUCUCGACGACGACGCAAAUGCUGCCAGUAGUAAGAAGAAGGGCGUAGUGGGUCUCAGCAAUGCGGCCAACGACUGCUUUAUCAAUUCUGUGCUGCAGGCUCUUGCCGGCUUGCCAGACUUGCGCAUAUAUCUCAUAAGAGAAACGCACAGGCGCAUGCUCGAUGGACCAGAAGUGUAUGAUGUGGACCCUGAAAGAUUGAAUGCCGAGACAGGGACCGCAAGGCCCGCAAAGCUAGAGGGUCUGCAGCGAGGCAUCCUCACUCAUGGGCUAAAGGAGAUACUCGACAAACUCAACGAGCGACCUAUAUAUAAGAAGACCAUUUCUCCACAACCCUUCAUCCGGUCGCUCGAGCACGCGUUCGGCACCCGGAUCAGCCGGCAACAGCAGGAUGCGCAAGAAUUCCUCCAGAUAGUCACUGAGCGCCUAUGCGACGAGUACCAUGCUGGCGGAAAGGCCAGGCGACAAGCUACGCGGGCGGGAGUCACAAUCACAAACGGAGACGGCGCAUCGGAAAAGAGGGAGGUCCAACAGCAGUUUGGCGCAGCCCCUCCUGAAGGCUCGGGCAGUGGCGGUGUCGAGGAAGAGCUGGGGGAGGAUGAAGCGCCCGCAGACGAGGAGGGCUUCCCGUUCGAAGGCAAGAUUGAGUCACAGAUCGAGUGCCAGACAUGCCACUUCAAGCCGAAGCCUACCGUGUCGACCUUUGUCACCCUGACCCUAAACGUACCGCAAGCCUCCUCCACUUCGCUCAACGCAUGUCUCGACGGAAUGCUCAAAGUCGAAUACAUAGACGAUUUCAAGUGUGAGCGCUGCCGGUUGGACCAUGCGCUGAAGAGCAAAGAUCACGAGCUCUCACGAACAACCGAUCCAGAUGUACAGGCGCGUUUACAGUCAGAUAUCUCAAAGAUUCGGCAGGCGUUGGAGGAAGAUCCCGAGCAGCCUCCUGAGGGUGUUGAGCUUCCCGACACAAGCCAGGCACCCAAGUGUCGCAUAGCGCGUCACAUGUACAUCUCGCAGUUCCCCAAGGUUCUUGCGAUCCACCUGUCGCGAUCGACAUUCGCCAUCGGUGCUGCCUCGACGAAGAAUCUGGCCAAAGUCGCCUUUCCUGAAGGUUUGCCAUUGGGCGGAAUACUACAUCGGAAGAACUACCGCCUUCUUGGAAUGGUCACACACAAGGGCAGUCAUAACAGCGGUCACUACGAAUCCUUCCGUCGUCAAGUUCAGCCUCUCCCAUUCUCCACGAAUGCGACGCUCGGUACUGAAGGCGCAUACAGCCGGCAAGCCAGUCCGUACCCAUCAGCGGCACCAUCAGUGGCGCCUUCAGCCAUGCAAAGCCCGCGGAUAUCAGCACUCAACCUUCCCAGCACAAUCGAUCGUGGUUCACCGGUCCCAUCCACACCUACACUGAAUUCUCCCUCGACACGGUCGCUAUCUUCCCAAGAUACCAUACCUUCUUCGUUAAGAGGACCAGCACCAACUUCCGCGCCACGGAUGCCUGAUUCUGAUCCACUACAAACGAUACCGUCUUCUACGGAGACAGGAACUGGUAGCGAUUCCUUGUCACGUACGAGGAGUGUCCGAUCGCUGAAAGAGCGCGCAUCGGAGAAAGCGUCAUCAAUAAAAGAGUCGAACCCUCUGCGACGAAAGUCAAAGAAGACAAGUAAUAGGUGGUGGCGUAUAAGCGACGACAAGAUUAAGGAGAGCAAGACGUCAGAAGUCUUGAAUAUGCAGAAGGAUGUGUACUUGUUGUUCUAUGAGUUGAACAAAGCCUAG